Messenger RNA from Tyto alba (common barn owl), 9875 nucleotides. RefSeq names its product DNA damage regulated autophagy modulator 1 (gene DRAM1). The transcript has 7 exons. Bases 199 to 942 code for a protein of 247 amino acids. Gene Ontology annotation, biological process: regulation of autophagy. NCBI's taxonomy places the organism in Eukaryota, Metazoa, Chordata, Aves, Strigiformes, Tytonidae. Gene Ontology annotation, cellular component: lysosome. The record is from RefSeq and is a predicted model, not a curated record.
AAAACCGAAAGUAACGGGAAGGCUGAGGGCGGCGGAGGAUCCCCGGGGCUCUCGGAGGUGCCGGCGUCGCUGCCUGGCGCGGGGAAGACACGCGUGCGGGGCGGGAGGGCGGGCACUGCCCGAGGCGUGGGCGUCCCGCAAGCCCUCGGUCACGGAACGUCCGCGGAGCCGGGCCGGGCGCUCCCGCCGCAGCCGCUGAUGCCCCGGGCAGGGCGGCCGCCCGCGAUGCCGGGCUGCCUGCCCGGCGUGGCUGCCGUCCCCGCUUUGCUCGUCAGCUGGUCCUCGGCCGCCUUCAUCAUCUCCUAUGCGAUCGCCGUGCUGGCGGGGCACGUCGAGCCCCUCGUCCCCUACAUCAGUGACACUGGAACUAAACCUCCAGAGAGUGGUAUCUUUGGUUUUAUGAUUAAUAUUUCAGCACUUUUAGGUGUAAUUACAAUGUAUAUCAGAUAUUUAUUAAUAGAGAAGCAAAAUGAGUCAUCACACUUUGUUAGGUCUUCGUGCAACAUGUUUUCAUUAUGUAUUGGAUUGAUGGGCUGUAUUGGAAUGGGCAUAGUUGCAACUUUUCAGGAGCUGUCUGUUCCCAGUGUCCAUGACAUAGGAGCUCUGGUGGCAUUUGGCUCGGGUGUUGUAUACAUUACACUUCAGUCUAUAAUCUCUUACAAGUCCUGUCCACAAUGGAACACUUACUUUGUGUGUCACAUAAGGAUGGCCAUAUCUGUAAUAUCAUGCAUUGCUUUCAUUCCCAUGAUUGUGUUUGCUUCACAAAUUUCCAUGACAAAAAUCGAUUGGACUCCAGGUGAAAAGGAUUAUACUUAUCAUUUUGUGAGUGCAGUCUGUGAAUGGACGGUGGCCUUUGGUUUUAUCUUCUUCUUUCUAACAUUCAUUAGAGAUUUUCAGAGAUUUUCUUUAAGAAUAUCAACAGAAAUACAUGAAGAAUCCUGAUAGCGGAAAAAAUUAUUUUUUAUAUAUAUGCAUAUUAUAGGUUUCUUUUCACUUAUAUAAAAUGUUUCAGAGGGAUACGGAUUUAUAAAGUAUAAAGAACCGAUGCCACUAACUCCACAACAUCUAUAACAGCAUCCACUCAAACAUUUUAAAAACUCACAGCAAUGUUACUGCUACCUUUUUGCAAUAUUUUGUAAUUUUUGUACUGUUUGAUACAUUAAAAAUACCGUAAUAGAAGCAAUCUGUAGAAGCACUUGAAAGUCAUUCAGAGACUUUUGACUCGGCUCUUCCCUUUUGGACAUACCCAUACUUCUUCAUAUGUUAUAGUCUGAUUAGUAACAUUAGUUUUAAACUUGAAAAAAUACAUUUUGCAAAUAGUUAGGGAAGUCUAAAGACAGUGGAAAACACUAAGGCUGAAUUCCUACUCUGUUAAAUCGCAAGUACUGUGGAGGAGGGUGGGAGCAGAAGGGGACAUCUUUCUUCCAAGACUAGAAAUUUGUAGUUAGUAGAUGGCAACACAAUGCUACACGUUUCUGAUGGUGGACACUGUAUAGAAAUACAAAUCCUAGGAGACGUUGAAACUAUACUGCUUGAAAAAUGUUUUCUAAUCAACACUGCAAUGUAUGUUGUAAAAGCCUACCCCUGUCUCCUGCUGGCCAUAGGAAGCUUAAAACUGAAGCGGGAAAAGACAGUUAAUGUACGUUUCUGCACAAUCUGCUAGAGGGGAAUCUUACUGCAUUUUGGUUAAUACAAAGUAGAAGUUUUUCAGCCUGUGUUUUAACUGACAAUGAUGGAAUGAAGAGGGACUCCAAAAAGUCAUUGAGAGUGAAUGGAAAACAAGAAGAGGCACCAGUAGUUCUCAGGUGCAUAGUUGUAUGUGUAUGAGUAUUAUAUAUAUAUAAAACUGAAGGAAAAAAAAAAAACAAAACCUGGAGAGCUUCUGUAGUGAAGAUAUGGCAUAUUUGCUGCUAUAAACGUACUUCUGUAAUGAAAGACUUGGAAAGGAACUAACUAAGAAGUCAGAUGUUACAAGUAUCUGGAGGCAAAAGGGUCUUUCAUCUUUCAUAGACUGAUUCACUACCUCCAUUCAGUAUACUAACCACUCGGCUAUCAAUCAAGUUCUCUGCAAAUGACAUUUGCCACGGUCUAUCACAGCUCAUGCAGAAAUAUUGAUGAUUUUCAGUUGCUAAUUUUCCAUGAGAUAAAACAAAUGUGUGUUUUGGAGAGUGAUGUCUUAAGACUAGUCAUCUGUUGAUAUUUCCUUUAAUGUGUAUUUUAAACUGUAUUAAAUUCAGCUGUUUCACAAUUUAAAGAGUCCAUGGUUUCUUUAGUUCUUCCAACUAAAAACAGUAAAAAUGUUUUUCACUCGCAGAUUUGCCUUCCACAGUAUUCAGGUUAUCUUGCAGAGUUUUAUAGUUACAAUCAUGUCAAAAUCAAAUCUAGUACUAACUAAGUGCAAGACUUAUGUCUUGCUGAUGAGGUAUGCUGCAGGGGGCAGACAUUCUUUCAAGUGAAGAUCGGAAAUACAAGAAAAUGUAUACCAACCACAAAAAGUGACAUCCUGCUAUUUUGAAGGCUAUGUUAAGAAAAGACCACAUUUCUUAGUGCACUGUGUAUUGUUCUUUUAUUGCUUUUUAUUCCUAGCUUGUUUAAAGAAUAAGGAACUUGAAGUUGUUAUUUCAAAUGAUAUCAGAUUCCAGCUCAUCAAUUUGCUAAAUCCUCUACAUCGCUAAAAGAAACUACAUUAAGUUCAGCCUUAACAAAUAUUAGUGUGUUUUUGCAGUGAAUCAAGUAUACUUAAACAGGAAAACAAUCAUUUUGUGUUGUUCUGAUUUAGACAGGAAAUCAUCACAAUAAAUGUCAGAAGUUUCAAGGCAAGAGAACACUAAGAAAACAUUAAAUCAUCAUCCCAAUACAAAGUACCCGAAACAAAUUCACACUUAUUUAAUAUCUUAGUACUCUGUCCUCGUCAAAAGAAUCAUACACAGCCUGCCAACCUUUACAGUGUUUACAGUGUCCUAAAGAGAAAAAAAAAAAUUUUUUUUUCAAAGUGGCUGAGUCAAAAUAAUCUUGUUUACUGAACUCAAUGUGUUAAUUCAAGUACCAAAGAGCUACUGAAUGCAAUCCUUCCUAUUUUCCUGAGCUUUAUCAUGAUACAUUUUUAUAUGAAUUACAUUCAUGACCAAAAGAGUGCAUCACCAACACUUUGCCUUUGAUUAAAUUUGUUAGACCAGAAACAUCAACAUGCAUCAACAUGCAGAUGGAGACAAUGGACCUUUUCAUUUGCGCAGUGAACAACUAUGGAAAACACUUUGAUUAUUCUCUGGCUCCAGGCAGAUUUCCAUCAAGAUACUAAUUACGUUUUCAGUUGAAAUAUGAGUUGACAAGUUGCAAGCAAUUGGAAAAAAAAAUUCUUUUAGCAAGUUGUACAAUCAUAGCUGUGGAUGAUUAUUAAUAAACAAUGCUAUUUAUUUUUUUAUAAUCAAGUGAUCUCUACAGGUUAGUACAGAUAAUGUCACAGCACGCUUCCGUUGCUUUGCACAGGCUCUUUUUUCUAUAUUUCCACAUAUCUUAGCAACAAGAAAUAGCUAUUUUUUCUUGGGACCUAUGCUAGAAAUAUUUUCACCAUCUACUCUGCUUGCAUGAUGUUUUCUGUUUGUCAGCCCACUGUGAGUGAUUGAGAAACUUCUUUUGCAUAAACUACAGUAAAUCACAUGACAGUUAUUUUUAGUGAUUAUGCUAAAUCAUUUCUCUAACCCUUCCAAAAGUGCAACGUCUCAUUUCUCUAGGUUGAGCAUCUUGAUCUGUUGCUGAAAUACAACCGUGGUGGUCUCUAUCACAGUUCCAAAUCAUGUAAGGAUGAAACUCAAAUUGAUUCAAAAUGCCUAAACCCCACUUUAUCUCAGGACACUGUUACGCUCUCUCUGCUCUUCUCUCUCACAUGUGCUCAGCCAGUGAUCACCAUAUAUUGCACUUUUGUUUUUUCUCAUGAGGUAUUCUACAUUUUUAUUUCUGAUUUGCUCUCUAUGCAUACUGCCUUAUCCGUGACAGCAGUGUAUGUCCGACAGUAGUAAAAUGACCUUGAUGGCAGAGGGUUUAUUAUUUGGCGGCAGUACUGUUUGCAGAAGUUUCAAGCAGACUAGAGAGAUUAUGGUGACAUGCAUCAGUAAGUUUUGGGCACUUCCGUAUGAAGUGUGAAAAGACGUUAGAGUCUCGUAUUUGAAACUGCUCUCUAAACACAGAGACGUAGUCUCGAUACUGACACCACAUUUUCACAAGCCUUCAGCUUUUGGUGGGUCAGCUUGGGGACUUCAGCGUGUUGGGGGUCAGUGAUUUGUAACCUAGGGGGUUUACAAUGUCCACUACAAAUACUCUCUCUGGAAGAGGCCAGAAGAGCCGUUCUCCUCCAAGGAAUGGUGAAAGGCAGCGUGGUGCUUGGAUUUUAAGAAGGGGUAAUGCUCAUUUCCUUGGAAGAUGAGCUAACGUCCCUUUAUUUGGGAGAAAUUUGACAUAACGUAAGGAAGUUGCAACAUGUUUUAAUUCAUAAGAUUUCUGCAGCUUUGACUAAAACUAUCCCAGCUGGGUCUGUCUGUCACUGCAUUUGUGUGUGUGCGCCCAUAUGGUCCAUACCUGCAUAUACAAACAGCAUUGGCAUAAUGAAGCCUGGCAGUGGUUAGCUGCCUGCAUCUUGCUGUAAUACACAUAAAUGAUUGUAAUUGUUGCACUUUAUAAAAAGCAGAAGUGAUUUUACGAGUGUUGGAUAUGUACUUGGUACUGUAAUGCAGAAAAUUAUUUCUCACAUUUUGAAGAGAAAAUAGGCAUCUUCUACAUUUGGUAUCUGUAUUUUUCCCUGUACACAAUAGAUGGCACUAGUAGACCACAUGAUCAGGGUUUAUUUUCAACGUUCAGGCUAGUAAGUACAAUAGUUUUGUAGGUAGCUUUAACUGGUUUUAAUAGUCAUCUGGAGACCUAGUUAAAUGUUUGGGGUUUGUUUUGUUUUGUUUUUUUAUUAUGCCUUUGUGGAAAACAAGUCAGAUCUAAGUCUCCUUCCCAUCCCCUCCUGCCUUAAUCUAAGUAAAUAUGUUUUGCUACUGCAACAUGUAGUUUCAUAGCAAUUUCAAUAUUCACAUUAAUUUGUCUAAAUCAAAGGAGCCACUUGCUGUAGUUAGCACUGGCACAACUGCAAUCCAGCUGUCAUUAUGAAGCCACUUCCCUUGGGAAGUUUUUCCUACCCUAUUCCAAGGAAGAUACAUUUUACUCAGUAGCUUCAAUAGACUUGUCAGUUUGCAAUGGAGCAUCAGAAGACAAUACAAACCUUAUUUUCAGGAGACAACAAUAUAAAAAUAACAAGAUUUUAACAUUUCAAAAUUGUGGGCAUUCUGCACCCAGAAACAGUGACAUGUCAGGUUGUAAAAAAAAUUCAAAGGCAGCUGCUGUAUCAAUUUAAAAUCCACUUUUGUUUACAUAUAAUAAGUCUGUUUUCAGUUAUUUCCUUACAUAACUGAACACUUGGAUAGCAUCUUUUGCAUAUCUUCUAUGAAGUGCAGCAAUAAUCCAGGCCCCUGAACAUCUGUCAUUUUACCUGGAAUUAUACAAGUUCAGCAUUCUCAGUCUAAAAUAAGCCACACUGAGCAUAGAUAGUCCUCUAAAAACUCUCACCAAAUGUUGCAUGGAUUUUUUUUUUUUAAAUAAAUAUGGAAGGCGCUUUAACAAAGUAUGAAAUCUUUGUUAUUGAUAGACAUCUUCAACAUGGUAGAACCUUCUUACUCCACAACAUGAAUCCUCUCCCAACACACACUCAUAAAAUUCAUUGUAAGUGGAAGGUACAUUGACAGAGGUGGAAACCACAUAAAAAGUAAAUAGCUUGAAGUUAAUUGUAAGGGUCUUGGGGAAGACUAGGGAAAUUCGAUCCAGGUAAAAAAGGAAAUAACACUGGUAAUGAGAUAUAAUAUGUGUUAUAGCUUUUAUCUUUGUGCAUAAAGGCUCUUUUUUAUCUUUGUUCAUUUUAGCUAGAAUCUGGAACUAUUUAUUUUCUGUCUGUCUAUGGGUGACUGGAUGGUGCAACUCUUGAGCAAUAUUACAAUUCAAAGGAUUUUUUUGUUCAAACCAACCAGCUUCCCCCUUAAACAUCCACUGUGUAGAUAGUUCAAAAACUUUGACUGUGCUCCAACUAAAUUCUCUGAAUUAUCUAGCUUAUGCAGCUAGGCAUUGUCAUAUCCCAGCAUUUCUACCCUGUCUCUCUUUUCUAAUAAUCUGUGCUAGACUUAAUUCUUAUAGGCGACCUGGGAAAGUGAAAAACUAUUAUUUUGGGGUUACCAUAAAUACUGUUUUAUACAAUUUCUAGGCUCUUCCACUGGAUAAUUUUUCAUAGUAAAAUAAUUUGUGGGGUUUUUUCUUUUAAAAAGUUAUAAAUAGAAUUUUGUACAGAUUUGAACUUUCACUAGGACUACAUGUAAAAUCCAGUCUUUACUGCUUGGAACUGAUUUUGACCAUAGCUCUUGAUCUUAUGGCAAAAAAUAUAAUGUCCAAAAACUGCUGACAAAAUAUGACUUUGUUAUAGAUAGCUAUUUAAUCUUUGAAGAUCCAAAUUCAAUAAGAGAUAAGAACCUUCACUUGAAGGGAAAGUGAUCUUCUUGGCUUUAGCCAACAAAAAUCAGAUUACAAGCCUUUUACCAACUUUAAUGAUUAGUAUUUCUUGCUCUGCUCAGCAAAUGCAUAUGUUGUCCAUAGAGACUGGGGAUGUUUCCUGGGUAGCUUCUGGAGUCUGAAAAAUAACCUCAGGGAUGAAUCUGGAAAAUCUGUAAGCAAUCUGAAGGAGAUGUCAAGCUCUAAGACUCUCUGGCUGUUCUGCUCUUGUUCCUUAUGCCAAACUUGUUCUCUUAUUGAAGAAGUGGAAAAGGAGUGUUCAAAGCUACGCGUUCAGACCUGAUGUAUCAGAACCGAUACCACGGAUUGCAAAAGGGUAUAGUUUUGAUUAACCCUCUAAUAACAUUUAAUUCAAAAUUCAGUGCAAAAGUUACUGCAUAUAAAGGUCAUGGCGCUGCAGCAAGAUCUGAGAAGUCCCCAAGUAGCUGUAACAGUCUUAGAAGCAACCAAGGAACCAGAAGCCAGGCUUCAGCAAGCACUCCUUUUCUCAGGAGUGUGGAAGCUUUCCAUUGGCUGCCUCUCAGUUUUGGGGGCACAGAGAUGGUGCCAUUUCUUAUUUUUCCCUUUGUCCUCUGUCCUUCUGCGUUACCUAAUACUCAAUUCACACAAAUUCUGUUGGCAAACAGCUCUCCUAGUAUGUUAGUAUUAGGAUGUGGUUUCUAUGAUUCUGUUCCAGAAUUCAUCUUUCUUCAUGACAGUCAACAAAUUAGCCUUACUUUCCUCCAUUUCGUGGUCUCAAUCUGAUGUCUGGGGAAUUUAAACACAUGCAGGUAGUAAGUCAUGGGUGCUCUCUGACCUGACUGCUGACCAAAAUCAACUGUCAGCUGAGAUCCUGCCUACAGCUGGCAUGGCUGGUUAGCUUAAAAGUGUUUAAACCAAAUAUUUGGGGUAAUUAUAGUAUUAUAACAGAUUUUAAAGGGUGAUUGCCAGUGCUGUCAAAGGGUAAAGCUGACAUUUUUUCAGUACCCUUCCUUGCCAAACAGCUUUAAAAUUUGAACAUUAUUAUUGUAUUAGCGUAGCUUUUCAGUCUUGAACUGAAUUUAAAACAUGCUUACUGCUUAGGGUAGGCAAUACAAAAUCCUGAUUGCUACUUUCCUGGAAUUUCAACCAAAAGGAAUGGUACAACAUUAUAUAAUCAGAUUUUUAAAAAAUCAACUUGCAGUUUUACAUGGCAUCUUGUGUCUGCUCAUGGCAGCCAGAACUGAGCGUUGCCAUUGAAAACAGAGAGUCAUGGCAGUAUACUCACUCCAAAAAUACCUUCUGGUUGCAAAAAUAUUUAACAAUGUUAGGACUAAAGAGGAGUGAGAGGAAACUAAAGAAAGCCAGGGUUGGAAACUGUUCGCUGCACUGUCAGAUAAAAAUUCAAUAUGGAAAAAUGCACAAACAGACAAAUAAAAAACAAUUUCUGGAGUAAAAAUGCAGUCCUGCAGACCACUGAGUCUUCCUGAGUAGGGGUUGAACGAUGAAAGGGGGAUGACUCUCAAACCAAUCAGGUAAAUUCACUGAGUAGAAAGUGCUGUGCAUCAAGUAUUCAGCUCAGGACGGGGGAUAGAUAAGUCUCUCCCAGAUUUCUAGAAAGAAUAGAAACACUGCCUUUGCGCGGGUUUUGGAAAAAGAAACCUCGGAAACCAAACCCCUAGCAAUAUCAUGCAUGGGUCACUGAGAGCAUCCCAUAAAUCAUGGUAGCAGUUAAAUGGCAUGGCAAAACAGGAAUUAGUGGUCUCUCCAUUUUCUUCAAGGGGAGCUGGCAAUGGGUCAUCAUCUGGAACACUAAAUUAUGUAACAUUACAACAGAAUCAGCAGUUCCUCUGAAGUUUUGUCAGUUGCUCUCAAGACAUGCAUACUCAGAAAGAGGUCUAAAGUUUAGAAGCUGAGAGAACAGGUAAGAAAGAGGAGAGUCCUGUAUGAGAAAAGAGGAGAAGCAAAAGGCGGGACUGCAGGGAUGUGCCUCAAAGCCUGUGGAAAUGAACACAUCACCUAUUGCUGGCCUCAGUGGAAGUAAAGAGCACCACAGAGAACUCUCUGUUAGCCUGUGAUGAAUAUACAGUCAGUUACGUUAAGUGACAGCACAUUAUAUAGAGGGAAGAGGAAGCAAGUUUUCUCCAGUUUUCAGGUACUAAGGAUCAAUACUGUGGCAGAUUUCUUAGGAGCAAAGUUAUAUUGUAAUUGCAGUCACCAGACCCCGGAGAAGAGGUACCUGCUGACAGGUUGCAGUGGAUCAUUCAGAGCCAGGAGGAUUUGUCCCGUCCGCGGAUUUUCAGUAUGGAAUUUGGGAUAACAGAUCGUGCCUGACUGCAAAGGUCCCCCUGUAGCUUCUGGUGGGAAGACACCGUCUUGUUUGGCAGUCCCACGGGGAACACAGAAGAGUUCUUUGCCAGCAAAAUGACAGAACUAGGAAAGGAAUAGAGCCUCUGAAAGGAAACACUGAGGAAAGAGCUACACAGGAAAGAUGUUUGUGGUGAUCUGCUCCUGUCUCCGGUGCCAUGUGGGAGACUGAAAUGGGCAUCACUGCAGGUGCAGGGAGGGUUUGCUUGAUUGUGAUGCAUUAUCCACUCCUGGCAGCUAAGUGACAGCUGAAAUACAUUCAAGGAGUCAAUGCAAAAGAACCCUUCACUCACAGGAUGGUAAAACAAGAGCCUAAGUCAGGAGCCCUACCCUCAUCACUGAAAAUUAAAAACAAAACCAGAAACAAAACAAAACAAGAAAGAAAAACAGUGAAAUCGGAAAUAAAGCAGAUAGAGACCUGCAAAACUCUGGUGAGUCUAAUAGACCAGAACUGAUCUGGGGAGGAGGGAAGGGAAGAUAACUAUGAAGAGCCACAAGGUAAAUGACCACCCAUCAAAUAAUAUGUAGCAAAGUCUUAAAACAUCUGUUGACAAUCAGGAGGAUGGAGACCCCAGCAGAAAAGGGCAGAGAUCACUUUUCUUACUGUGUUUAUAUGGGGCUGCAUUAGGAGCAAUCAAAUGUGUUGUCAUGCUCCAACCAACUGAACCUAUGUAAUUAAUUCUCCUAAGUACUUUGCACAGCAGGUAGUUCUAUUAGUCUACUGCUAAACCACUGUUUAACAUAAAAUAUUGCUAAUCUGAGCUCACUCCUUAGUAUAUGUUUGUUGCUGCACAGAUCAUUUUAGGCUAUUGUGAAUUGUCAGUAUCAUUUUCUUUAAACAAGGGAACACAUUAUUCAGAAAGUGCCAAACAACAUCUUUAUAAUUAUAAUGAAGUCUCCUAUAGAGCAUUUCCUGUUAACUUUCAUAGUGUUUUGAAGAAAAUUCUUUUGAAGGCUUUUGU